GCACCAUACUUUCACUGAAGAAGGAAAUAAAAAUAUAAAAAAAGCCAAAACUGAGUAUGAAAUGAAAGAAAAAUGGUCUGCUAGGAACAUAACCACGAAUGAAAGAAAGGAAAUCCGUUAAAAAGGCUAAAAAUUAUCAUAAACUGGAGAAAUAAUCAGCGCUGAGCAGUCUGUGGAUGAAGAACUUGGGGUACAGUGUCAUACACACCAAGGACAGAUAGGAGGACUGUGUAUAGUUUAUGAGUGAGGCAGUGCGAGGAGUGAGGUGAUGGCGGCGCCCCCGAAGCCUUGGGAGAGACUAGGAGACGUGAACCACCGACAGCCCAAUUACCAGCCCGACCAGACACCCUCAUUCAUCUCCGCCUCCCCUUACAUGGUGCCGGGGAGUGGAGGGGGGGGCGGCAUGGGUCCCUCCCUCCCACCGCUGCCACCCCGGCCCACCUCCACCAUGACCUCCUACAGCACAUACCCUCGCCCGGCAUAUGGCAGCUACAACACCAUGGGGAUGUAUGGCAAUGGGAUGUAUGGGGGGACCUACAGGGGGUAUGGCCAGUAUGGGAUGGGUGGCAUGCCGGACAUGUCGGAUGAUAACGGGUUUCUUCAGAUAGCAGAGAAUAGCUCCCGGCAAGCAUUUCAGAGCAUAGAAAGCAUCGUGCACGCCUUUGGUUCUGUCAGUAUGAUGCUGGAGUCUACAUACCAUGCAGUCUACAGUACAUUCCGUGCAGUGCUUGGGGUGGCUGACCACUUCAACAGGAUGAAGUCACACUUUGCUCAAAUAUUUUCUGCGCUUGCCAUCGUUCGGACACUGCGGUGGCUGUACCACAGACUCCUGUAUUUGAUUGGUUUGCGAUCUCAGGACCCAAGCUUAGAGUCAGUGUGGCGCAAUGCCAGCAGCAGUCUUCCAGGUGCUCAACAAAUCACAGAGUCUGACAUCAAAGCCUCCAAGUCAUCCUGGCCAAUAGUGAUGUUCCUUGGUGUUGUGUUUGGUGGCCCUUAUCUCAUCUGGCGUCUCUUGUCCUCACUGGUGCCCACAAAGUCAAAGGCACAAGGCUGGAUCAAGGGACAAGAGGAGCACUAUGCAGCAGUGGCACAGUACCCCUUCCAGGCAAAGACAAGGAAUGAGCUUUCCUUUGUUUCUGGACAGCAGCUUAUUCUGGCACCUAAAGACCAGCAGCCAAGUCUUCAGGGGUGGUUGUUGGCAUCCAAUGGGAAGAACAUAGGACUCGUGCCUGCAAAUUACAUCAAAAUUGUUGGCUUGCAUCCACCUCAGCUGCAGCAAGCAGGCAACACCCAGGAGGGGCAAAAAGGAAACCCAAUGAUGGCCUCAAGAAUCCCCACCAUUCCAUCCCCUCAGCUGAGGACUUGCCCAUCGCUGCCUGAGCACACUGUCCCCUACAUGAGAAACUUUGAGCCACAGCCUGGCACACCUCAUAUGCAACAGAGGCCUCUCACCACAAGCCAGCAAGGGGCAGCACCAGCAGCCUGGCAGAGGGCUCCUGUAACAACCUGGCAAAGAGCACCACUGACCCAGCAAGGGGUACCACCAGCAGCCUGGCAGAGACUACCACCAACCAUACAGCAAGGCCCACCACUAACCACACAGCAAGGCCCACCACUAACCACACAGCAAGGCCCACCACUAACCACACAGCAAGGCCCACCACUAACCACACAGCAAGGCCCACCACCAACCACACAGCAAGGCCCACCAUCACUAACCACACAGCAAGGCACACCACUAACCACACAGCAAGGCCUACCACUAACCACACAUCAACCACUAACAACACAGCCACCACCACUAACCACACAGCAAGACCCACCACUAAUCACACAGCAAGACCCACCACUAAUCACACAGCAGGAAGUACCAAAGAGUCCACCAAGCUCACCUUCACUCUCCCAGCCAGCCACAUCGCCUCCACAGAACACUCCACCUUUCACUCCUGAGAGUUUGGAUGGGGCAGUCAUACAGAGAACCAGUCCACAGAUGGAUGGAGAAACUUUUAACAUUGAUGAGCCUGAUGGUACAAAUGGAGACAAUGGUUUAGAGGAGUAAUGUAUAAAUGUAUUGUUUUCCUUGUUUUCUUUUCUCUUUUUAUCUUUUCUCCAUUUUGGUGCUCACAACAGCUUAGUAACUUCAUAGAGGUUAGAGAAAAAGCUGUCUGGUCACAGUCUAUAAAGCAGUAGAGUUAAGUGGGAUAUUCAGCUGUAUAGCUCUAUUUCUUAGUUGUGUAUGUAGAUGUGUUGCUUUGCCUUCACAUCUUUUAAUAUAUGUUCUUAAGUUUGUUUCCAUUAUUUUAUUCUUUCAGCUUUUAUGUUUAGUUGACCUAAUGUAAAAGUGAUUGUGCUUUAAAAUUACAUUGAAACCUUAAUGUUGUAGCUCAUUGUGUCAUUGAAUUAUAAAACAAAUUAUCUUAAUUUGUAAUAGUUAUAGUAUUAAUUGGUAUUUGAAACAUUUGUCUUUCACUAAUGUAUGUGGAUGUGAGACUGUCUUCUCCACCAAGGGAAGGCAACAUGCAUAUUUUGUGAUGUGCAAUGUCCAAAAUAUUCAAUUAUAGCUACAUUAUGGAACAUAUUUAGUGGAGAAUAUUUAUAAAGGAAUAAUACAUGUAUCCAUAUUAUAUACCUCUUAAUAUUUAUUUUUAAAGAAUAUCUGGAAAGUAUAUUUUGAGAGUUUUGGUUGUGAAAGGUUCCCAUUUAUCUCAUAAUCCAAGUAGCACUAGUUAAUUUGUUGGUGGCUUGUAAGAGAGAGCAGAGGCCAGUAUGACAAUGUGCACAAGUUCUUUGUAGUAAAUUCUUGUGCUUCUUGGAGUAGUUAACUACAAACUGUUUAUAAACAAGUGAGUUAUGCAUCAUAUUGAUGUGAGAACAUUUUGAAAGGCAAAAGCAACUUGUACUUGCUAUUGUAUCUUCCUCUCUGCCUAAUUCUUCAUAGGAUGGAUGAUCGUCACCUAGUGACAGACUUCACCUCCCACCAAGACAUGCUUAAGAUUCACUCCUGCACAGUCUGGUCUUGCACAUCAACCUGCUGUUACAGUUCUCUGACAAAACCUAUAUCCCACUCAGUCUUUUCCAAAAGUUUUACCACAAGAAGUGUUAACACUCCAUAUCUCAUAAGGCUUCUCUCGGAAUAAUGUUGUUUGUGAAGCUACACUUUAGCUUCAAACCUGCCGAUGCUUUUCAUCAUGGCAGGUCACCAUAUGCAAAUCUGAUGGUGGCUAAUUUCCAUUGAGUGGAGUGGAGAUUUUGAAAAUGAAAUUGCUUUGGCACUUGUAAUUUCAGCAAUAUUUUAUUUGGUUUGAAUGACUUCAGGUCACCUGUUGUGGGCUCAUUCAAAAUAGUCCUGCAUUGAAUGAGCAGCUGGUGUCCAGGCCAGGUGACUGGCAGUAAUUACUACUAGCAUAACAGAACCAAAAGCAAUAAUGAUGUAGAAUCUCCACCAUAUGGUACAUUUUCAUAUACAAUGUAAAGGUCUCCACUUUCAGUCAGCAGAUGACAUUUUGCUGAAACCCUACGAUGCAAGAAACUUUUUUUAGUAGUGUUGGGAGCCCCAAAACAGUUGUUUUGGCAAACCAAGAAAUAAACCUUUUUCAGUAGAGAAAUGUUGGAAGCCUCAGCAGAUUAAGGAGUAAACACAUGUCUGUUACAAUAAUUUUGAUGUGUUCAGGUUCUGUAGAUCAAUUUUCACUAGUUUUUUAUUAAAUUUUUGAAAGCAGCCACAAUGAGUAUGUGGUGCAGUGUAGGUGAUGAGCAUGAUGUGACAUUACUGUACUGUGUGGUGGGAACUCAUUCUAAGAAUUUUCAAUAUCUUAUUGUCGACAUGAAGGAAGUUGUCACUACCUAAGCUUGUACUGUAUAUAGGACUAAGGUAUACUUCAUACAUGUGACAUGAAUGCUAUGGAAUACCUCAAGUAGCUCCAGUACAAUCAUGGGAUCAAAUAUACAGUAUUUGAUUCUGUGCAAGUCAUUGACUCAAUUGUGAUCUUGUGUCAAGGGAAGCGUGCAAGACAGUAAGACCAUGAACAGGUCAAACAUCACCAUUUCGAUUUGUAACAGCAGAAUUUUUCACAAAGAAAAACUGAUAUAUGAAAAUAAGGUGGAUAACAGUGAUCCGUGUGUGUGUGUGUGUGUGUGUGUGUGUGUGUGUGUGUGUGUGUGUGUGUGUGUGUGUGUGUGUAGUUCUGAAGCAAUAACCACACAAUAGGAAUGUCAUGCACAUUAUUGAUCUCAUUAGAGCCAUUUCAUUACAAUGUUUGUAUGUAUAUGACCAGUUAGAAUUUGAAUUGACCAGGAUAGGUCUGUGAUUUGUAUCAGACUGUAGUGAGCUAAGAAUGUUUGAUGAAUGAGGAAAAGGUAGGAUUUAUAUAUAGAAAAAAAAAAAAAAAAUGUAUGUGGAUGGAGUGAUAAUAUUGUAUGGCCUAAAUUUGCCACAAACUCCACAACUAAGAAAACUUUCAAUAGUGUCAAUAAAAAUACAAAAUAUUAAA
Portunus trituberculatus (swimming crab) is the source of this 4490-nucleotide messenger RNA. It is a transcript of the gene Pex13, whose product is annotated as peroxisomal membrane protein PEX13-like. Gene Ontology annotation, cellular component: peroxisomal importomer complex; peroxisome; peroxisomal membrane. The record is from RefSeq and is a predicted model, not a curated record. The transcript has 7 exons. The coding region runs from base 269 to 2059 and encodes 596 amino acids. Gene Ontology annotation, molecular function: protein binding. NCBI's taxonomy places the organism in Eukaryota, Metazoa, Arthropoda, Malacostraca, Decapoda, Portunidae. Gene Ontology annotation, biological process: protein import into peroxisome matrix, docking.